This is a messenger RNA of Cucurbitaria berberidis CBS 394.84, 3111 nucleotides long. RefSeq names its product Pkinase-domain-containing protein. The record is from RefSeq and is a predicted model, not a curated record. Gene Ontology annotation, cellular component: nucleolus. NCBI's taxonomy places the organism in Eukaryota, Fungi, Ascomycota, Dothideomycetes, Pleosporales, Cucurbitariaceae. The coding region runs from base 1 to 3111 and encodes 1036 amino acids. Gene Ontology annotation, molecular function: ATP binding; protein kinase activity; nucleic acid binding. The transcript has 11 exons. Gene Ontology annotation, biological process: protein phosphorylation; maturation of LSU-rRNA from tricistronic rRNA transcript (SSU-rRNA, 5.8S rRNA, LSU-rRNA).
AUGGGAGAUCUCGCAAACCGCAAAGUGUUCAAGGUGUUCAACCAAGAGUUCAUCGUCGACGAGCGCUACAAUGUAACCAAGGAGCUAGGUCAGGGUGCCUACGGCAUCGUCUGCGCGGCUACCAACAACCAAACGGGCGAGGGCGUGGCCAUCAAAAAGGUCACCAAUGUGUUCAGCAAGAAGAUCCUCGCAAAGCGUGCGCUACGCGAGAUCAAGCUGCUGCAACAUUUCAGAGGCAAAUGCAUUUCUCCACAUGCCUUGGACACGAAACUGAAUACCCCCGCGCAGAUAACAUGUCUCUACGAUAUGGACAUACCCCGCCCAGAUAAUUUCAACGAGUGCUACCUCUACGAGGAGCUCAUGGAAUGUGAUCUGGCGGCUAUCAUCCGCUCCGGUCAGCCACUGACUGAUGCCCAUUUCCAGUCCUUUAUCUACCAGAUCCUGUGCGGUCUGAAGUACAUUCACUCGGCAAACGUCCUCCAUCGUGACCUGAAACCGGGUAACCUCCUCGUCAACGCCGACUGCGAGCUCAAGAUCUGCGAUUUCGGACUGGCCAGAGGUUUCUCCAUGGACCCUGAGGAAAACGCGGGGUACAUGACCGAGUAUGUUGCUACCCGGUGGUACAGAGCUCCUGAGAUCAUGUUGAGCUUCCAGAGCUACACGAAAGCCAUCGACGUAUGGUCUGUUGGUUGUAUUCUCGCUGAACUGCUGGGCGGCAAACCCUUUUUCAAGGGCCGGGAUUACGUCGACCAAUUGAAUCAAAUCCUGCAUUAUCUCGGAACACCCAACGAAGAGACGCUGUCGCGCAUCGGCUCCCCUCGUGCUCAGGACUACGUUCGUAACCUACCGUAUAUGCAGAAGAUCUCGUUCCAAUCCCUCUUCCGAAACGCCAACCCAGACGCUCUCGACCUCUUGGACCGCAUGCUCGCAUUCGAUCCUUCAAGCCGUAUCUCCGUCGAGGAGGCUUUGGAGCAUAGGUAUCUGCACAUCUGGCAUGACGCCUCGGAUGAGCCAUCCUGCCCCACGACAUUUGACUUCCAGUUCGAAGUCGUCGAAGAAAUCAACGAUAUGAAGAAGAUGAUCCUGGCCGAAGUCAACCGCUUCCGCCAAAUGGUCCGCGUACAACCCGGCGCUGGCGCUGGGCCCGCCCAGGCACCACAGGUCCCGAUACCCAACAACUACGACCGCGCAGGGUAUGAGGAUCCACGACCCCAGGAGGCGUUCAACCAGGGUGGCUGGCAAGGAAGCGACCUAGAGCGCGAUCUUCAGGGCCUUGAUGGGAGCCCAACUCAUCCAUACAUUUCGAAGACGAUACACACCAUGACGGCCGCCGAUAUCGAGACCAAUAAGCGCAAGCGCAAGCACAAGAGCAAGAAGGGCGAGGAGGCGACCGCACCCACGGCCCAUACUAAUGGCGCCGCGACUGCUGAGAAGUCCCGCAAGAAGUCGAAGAAGGCGCACACCCCAGAACCUGAAGUAGAGGACCUUGUGGCAGAAGCCUCUGCUGAUGGCGCAGAGAGCGAAGUCGAAGAGGACGAGGAACAGCUGAACCGUGAGCUCAACGAAGAUGAAGAGUCGGAAGAAGAGCAAGCCAGCGGGGCCAACGGUGAAGCGCUGGGCACAUCAGACCUGAUUUCGGGCACGUCGAUGCCUACCAUGGAGAACCCCACGCUGUUCUCCGACUUGAAGCUUUCCGACCGCACAAUGGAGGCUAUCAAGACGAUGGGCUUUGACACCAUGACUGAGAUUCAGCAAAAGACGAUACCCAUACUAUUAAGUGGAAAAGAUGUACUUGGAGCAGCCAAAACCGGAAGCGGAAAGACGCUCGCUUUUCUCAUCCCCGCCAUCGAGAUGCUCUCCGCGAUGCGAUUCAAGCCGCGCAACGGCACCGGUGUCAUCGUCGUGUCUCCCACUCGCGAACUGGCCCUUCAAAUCUUCGGAGUCGCGAGAGAACUUAUGGAGAAGCAUUCUCAGACGUUUGGUAUCGUCAUCGGAGGCGCGAACAGAAGGGCCGAGGCGGAGAAGCUUGCGAAAGGUGUGAACCUACUUAUUGCGACACCCGGACGGCUGUUAGAUCAUUUGCACAAUACCCAGGGCUUUGUUUUCAAGAACUUGAAGAGUCUAAUCAUUGAUGAGGCGGACCGUAUCUUGGAAGUUGGGUUCGAGGAUGAGAUGAAGAGCAUCAUCAAGAUUCUCCCUUCGGAUAGGCAGACGAUGCUGUUCUCGGCCACACAGACUACCAAGGUCGAAGACCUGGCGCGCAUUUCGCUGAAGGCUGGGCCUACAUACGUUAAUGUAGAUUACCGAAAAGAGCACUCGACUGUUGCCGGAUUGGAGCAGGGGUACGUCAUCUGCGACUCAGAUAAACGCUUCAGGCUGCUCUUCAGCUUUCUCAAGAAGCACCAGAAGAAGAAGGUCAUAGUGUUUCUAUCGAGCUGCGCGUCGGUCAAGUUCUACGCUGAGCUCCUCAACUUUGUGGACUUGUCUGUCUUGGAGCUACACGGGAAAAUGAAGCAGCAAUUACGGACAAACCGCUUCUUUGAGUUCUGCAACGCCUCAAGCGGGGUCCUGAUCUGUACCGAUGUUGCAGCACGAGGCCUGGACAUCCCAGCUGUUGAUUGGGUGUUGCAAUAUGAUCCUCCAGAUGAUCCUCGAGACUAUAUCCACCGUGUGGGACGUACGGCAAGAGGCUCAGAUGGCAAAGGCAGAAGUUUAAUGUUUCUGUUGCCGUCUGAGGUAGGCUUCUUGAAGCUGCUGAAAGAUGCCAGGGUCCCCCUUGUAGAAUUUGAGCUCCCAGCAAACAAGAUCCUGAACAUACAAUCCCAGCUGGAAGCCCUCAUGUCGAAGAACUACUACCUCAACAAGUCGGCCAAGGACGGCUACCGCUCGUACCUCCAAUCCUACGCGUCACACAGCUUACGUUCCGUGUUUGACGUACACAAGCUUGAUCUUGUCAAGGUGGCGAAGAGUUUCGGGUUUUCGACUCCACCGCGGAUUGAUAUCAGUCUUGGGGCCAGCUUGAGCGGAGAGAGGAAGGUGGAGGGUAGGAGGGAGUAUGGCAGUCAACCGCAGCAGGGCAGGCGUCCCCAGCGGCCUAGCAAGCGAUUUUGA